GUCACAAAUUCUUCUAUUGUAUUAAGGAAAUGUGUUAGCUCAGGUUUACUAACAAAGAUCUUGUAGGACCCUAGAGUCGGGAUAUUUAUUCCGUCCAUAGGUGUUUUUAAACCAAACCUCUUCAAUCAAGAACAGCUUGCUCAACAUAACUUAGAAUAUCUCAUACCACCAAUCUACCUACCUUCGAAUUUCACCGAGUAACGGGUGGCAAGAUGGGUUCGCCAAGCCGUCAGCAGCCUCGACGAGCUGUUCGAGACAACAAAGCCGCCUCCCCCACCCAACCGCAACAUCCAAAUAAACCUCAUAAGUCGAGAGGCGGAAUUACAAAGGCGAAGCUUAAACAAGGGGUGAAGCACGGAAAAAAGGGAGGGAAGUUUGUACCUGGGGCGCGAGCUCGAGCGACAAAAGCCCUAGAACGGAGGGUUUCGGCCAUGGAGUCCGAGGUAGCACUGCUCGAGCAACGCGAACUUCUAGGCAUCGCCGAGGAGUCGGAAGUCAUCUCCCCGGGUAUCCAAAGUGCACCGACGCCGAAACCGACCAAGCCCAACAAGAGAGGCCGCAAGAGGAGACAAUCGGUGGAUAUGUACAUGGACUACUUCCUCCUCUCAGACGAGGAGGGAGAAGGGGAGAAGAAGAAGCAAGGAGGGAAGGAGACCGAACAGUUGCGAAGAGGUGACCGUUGGAUCCCGGAUAUGGAGCACCGAGGCCGUCUUUCCCGCAAGCCGAAUGCCGUGCCUUACCAGAUCUGGAUGGCGUAUUCUCUCAUGGACGACUACAUCUAUCGACACUCGAUAACGGAUGCGGAGGUUCUAACCCACCCUCUCAUGGACGACGUAUAUUCGUUCCAGAAUGGUGGCCCGCAGCCGGUAACGCCGGCCGGCUUUCAGUGGGACGAAAGGAGGAAUUUGGUACCGAUCCAAUUGAAGGGCGCGGAAAAGGUAGAGUUUUAGGAGGUUUGCUUUGGAUUAAUAUGUACAUGGAUUCCUUACCUACCUAGAUGUUCGGGUUGGAAAAAAAUAUGCUAUAUUUAGAUAAAACAAUGGUGUUUGAGAAGUUUAGGUGACUUUAUACGGGUUUGUGAACUUGGCCCCUUUUACAAAUGCU
Molecule: messenger RNA, 1104 nt
Organism: Annulohypoxylon truncatum
Lineage: Eukaryota; Fungi; Ascomycota; Sordariomycetes; Xylariales; Hypoxylaceae
Exons: 1
Coding region: 213-950 (245 amino acids)
Source: RefSeq, a predicted model, not a curated record